CUGUCUGAGCAGCAUGGAACCAGUUUCAAGCGGCUGAUUGCCUACGAUGUUAGCUUUGCCACCAAAAAGGGAGAUAAUUAUGCGAGUGAAAUGUAUCGUGUGUCGGUACAGUACGACAUCGGGAACAUAGUGAAGAAAAGGAUAAUUCUUAAGGUGAUGCCAUCGGGAGAACUACAGCAAAAAGUCAUGGAGGAGAACAGUAUCUACUCUAGGGAGAUAGAAAUUUACAGUCAAAUAAUGCCCAGGAUAUACAAGCUCUUAAGGUCGAUUGGUGAUGUUUCGAUCAUUUCGCCGCUCUGUUUGGCCACCGCCAACAUACCCAAGCAGAUGCUUGUGUUUGAAGAUGUUAGCGAACAGAGCUUUAAGAUGGUUGAUCGUCGCCUUGGAUUAGAUUUAGACCAUGCUCGCUUAGUGAUUGUAAAGCUUGCCAAACUGCACGCCUGCUCGCGGAUUGUGUACGAAGCUGAACCGACUCUGUUUGACCUCAUGAUGCAAGGAUGCAUUUCGGAGGAUCCCAAGAAGCAAACGUUCUUACCCUACUAUCGACGGUGCGUUGGUCAGGUGAUGCGUUUAGUACAGCAAUGGAACAAGGAUGGAAGAUGGAACUCGAUUCUGGGAAAACUGGACAAGCUUCGGGACAAAAUUAUUCCCUACGGAUGUGAUGUUUACCACCGACGGGACGAUUGCUUUAACGUACUUAAUCAUAACGACAUCUGGGUUAACAAUAUGAUGUUUCAAUUCGAGCAGGGAACAGGAGUGAAAGAUGUUCUGCUGCUGGAUUACCAACUAUCCUUUUACGGUUCCCCAGGGAUAGAUCUUAAUUUCUUGCUGUACGGUUCACUGCAACCGGAAAUUCGCAAAUUACAUCUCAUGGAGUUAGUACAGCUCUAUCACACUACGCUCCGUGGAACGUUGGAGCAACUGCACUACGGAGGAACCAUACCCAGCCUGCCAGACAUCCACGUGGAAAUCAUUCGCAAGGGAUUCCACCGUGUCAACGCCGUCUUUCAGCAGAUGCCCGUUGCCAUGAUGGAACGUUCGGAAGAUGCGGACAUGGAUUUGAUCUUGGGAGAGGGCGAACGAAGCGAAACAUGCCGUCGAGAGCUGUUUGACAAUCCACGAUACGUCAGCAUUUUGCCAGCCCUGUUGCAGGAGUUUGAUCUAGCCGGUUACUUAGAUUAAUCGUAACAUUUCGUAAUGUCUAUGCAUAACGUCUAGCCGUAACGUCAAACAAAAUCAAACAAACUGGUCAGGUAUGAGGCCUCACUCGGCGAUAGUUUUAAGCUUUCAUGUUAAGCAAGAUAUUAAAUAUUUAGAAAUAAACUUCGGACGACUUGGUGCAAAUGCCCUAUGAUUUAU
Messenger RNA from Anopheles merus, 1359 nucleotides. RefSeq lists its product as uncharacterized. Lineage: Eukaryota; Metazoa; Arthropoda; Insecta; Diptera; Culicidae. Bases 91 to 1182 code for a protein of 363 amino acids. The record is from RefSeq and is a predicted model, not a curated record. The transcript is spliced from 4 exons.